GGUGCAGCCAUGCAGGAAAGCAUCCGUUUUGCUUCAGCAGGAGAUGAUGAUGUUAAAAUAUGGGACUCCUCAUCUAUAACUGUAGUAGAGCAGUUCAGCCCACAUACUGCCUCACAUCCAGUGAGCUCUGUGUGCUGGGGCAGCAAUAAUAACUUUCUGGUCACUGCUUCUGCUCUUGGUGAUAAAAUAGUGAUUUCCAAUUGUAAAGGUAAACCAGUCCCACUCUUUGAACUAGCUGAAGGGGCAAAACAAACAUGUGUAAGUCUGAGUUCCAAUUCAAUGUAUAUUGCAAGUGGAGGCAUAGAUAGCACGGUCAAUAUCUGGGAUUUAAAGUACCGAAAGCUUUACCGAUCUCUUAAGGAUCACAGAGAUGAAAUAACUUGUGUAACAUUUAAUUGGAAUGAUUACUACAUUGCUUCAGGGUCCAUGAGUGGUGAAAUUAUCCUACAUAGUCUUACUAAAAAUUUAUCCAGCACUCCAUUUGGACAUGGCAGCACUCAGCCCAUUCGGCACUUGAAAUAUUCCCCCUUUAGAAAGGCUUUGUUGGGCAGUGUCUCUGACAGUGGGACUGUCACUCUGUGGGAUGUAAACAGUCAGAGCUCAUAUCAUAACUUUGAAAAUGCUCAUAAAGCUCCCGCCUAUGAAAUUUGUUUUUCCCCAAUCAGUGAGCUGCUCCUUGUAACUGUAGGUCUGGAUAAAAGAAUAAUUCUGUAUGACACUGCAAGUAAAAAGCAGUUGAGGACAUUGGUAGCAGAAUCUCCUCUGACUGCUGUAGACUUCAUGCCUGAAGGAACUACCCUUGCAAUUGGAUCGUCUCGUGGAAAGAUUUACCAUUACGAUCUUAGAAAACUGACAGCACCUGUGAAGUCAGUCAGUGCUCACAAAACCUCUGUGAAAUGUAUAGCACUGCAAUGCUGUAGUAGCUUGCCAAAGUCUAGUCUUAAAACAUCUUCAAAUAAACAGGUGAACAAAAGAUCUGAUAUCAAAAUGGCAAGUAGCAAUGCAGGAAAUCAGAAUGCUGGUAUGAUUACCUCAGAUAUACCUGCUACAUUCUUGCCCCAAUCUAUGCCAGUGGUGGAGAGUAAAGGAACAGAUACCAUUCAGGAUAAAUCAGGAGUUCCUCGCAGCAGCAGUUUGGAUGUAAUUCCUUCCAAAGAAAUUGAUCAUGGGAAUACUUCUAACGUAACUAAUUUUGAAGAUUUAGGGAGAAAUAGUUUAGGUGACUUAUUUUCUCCACUUCGAGAUGAUGUUGCAGCUUGUAAAACAAGUGAAGAUGCUCCAGGAAAGGGUGAUGGUUUGGAUUUUCAGUCUUACCUUUCAAGUUUGGAUUUUCUUUCUCACUUCAACAUGUUUCCUUCAAGAAAAAACCCAGCAGGGUCUGCCUCGCAAGUAGUGCAUUCUAGUCCACUUAAUGUGUUUGUUGGCUCACCUAUUAAAGAGGAGGAUGAGAAUCCAAAUCUGAAUCUUGAUGCUAGGAAAUCAAAUCAUGGAAGACAGGAGUUGAGAGAACACUUGAAACAGUUGAGCUCCUCGAGUGCUGAUUCUGGAAGUCUAAAUACUCCCCCACUGGUGAAUACAGUCAAGAGUCCUGAUUCCAGAGAGAGAUUUAGUAAGAACAUUCAGGGACAACUGACAUACGAAUCACCCACGAAUGGUACUACCUCAGCAAGUCCAAAGAUAACUUCUACAGUAACUGCAGGAGUUGCGAAUUCACUGUCUGAAAAAAUAGUAGAUACUAUUGGAAGUGGCAGAUUGAAUGCACCUUUAUCAUCAGUUCAAAUUCAUUUUAUUCAGAAUAUGAUACAAGAAACUCUGGAGGAUUUCAGGGAAGCUUGUCAUCGCGACAUUGUGAAUUUGCAAGUGGAGAUGAUCAAGCAGUUUCAUACACAGUUGAAUGAAAUGCAUGCCUUACUUGAAAGAUACUCUGUAAAUGAAAGUUUAGUAGCUGAAAUUGAGAGAUUACGUGAAGAAAAUAAGAGACUGCAGGCCCACUUCUGACAAGUCCCUCCUCAUGUCAGGGAAAUCAUGGCAUCAUCUGGUCAACACUGAAUUCCUGUAAAUUCAGUAUUUGUUUUACUCAGCAUUAAGGAACUUUUUAAAAAUGGUAGAAAAGGCACUAUGUAACAGAUUAAUUCAUAAAAAAUAUGCACUAAUGUUUUGUAUCAGUGUUUUUAUUGGUAAACUUGAAUUACAUUGGUUGUAUAAAAAUAACAGACAUUGUUAACCAGAAUUUUAGCUGUAUAUGAAGUGCCUUUUUAUUAAGGGGAAACUAAUCAGGAAAUGCAUUUUGAAUAAGAAUUUAUCUACCUUCUGCAUUUCCUGAUAAAUUUAUUACACUUUUCAGAAUUUCAUCUAUUUUUGUGGUGAAGUCUUUCUAAGAGUCAUGUAUUCUUGACUGGAAAACACUCUUAUGUCUGGCCUGACAGGAGGGAUGCUCUUUGCUACUUUUUUCCUAUGUUACUUUGUAAGUGUAGAGUGCAAUUUUAGGAUUUUUUUUGCUAGUCGAGUUGCGUAUUAAUCUGCAUAUUUACAUAAUUUAAUGGCAUGCUGAUUAAUUUAGAGUGAAUAAAGAGAAUUUGGACUUUA
This is a messenger RNA of Heteronotia binoei (common prickly gecko), 2586 nucleotides long. It is a transcript of the gene NEDD1, whose product is annotated as NEDD1 gamma-tubulin ring complex targeting factor. Gene Ontology annotation, cellular component: pericentriolar material; spindle pole; centriole. NCBI's taxonomy places the organism in Eukaryota, Metazoa, Chordata, Lepidosauria, Squamata, Gekkonidae. Gene Ontology annotation, molecular function: gamma-tubulin binding. Bases 10 to 1998 code for a protein of 662 amino acids. The record is from RefSeq and is a predicted model, not a curated record. The transcript has 14 exons. Gene Ontology annotation, biological process: microtubule nucleation; mitotic cell cycle.